AUUUUUCUAUCCACUUGAAUGAGCCUCACAUAGAUGUCUUAGCAAACAAUCCUCAAACAAUAUCUGUCUGUAUAAUUCCGCCGAUCAUGUAAACCGAGAACAUCAUUCUUAAAGGAACUGUGACUUAUCAGAAAUUGGAUAUUUUGAAGUCGCACAUCAAGACGCGAAGUUAAGGUCAAAGGCUGUGCAGCAGUUUUACACAGAUGAAAGUUUUAACUAAACGAAGGAGUGUACUUCCCUUGAGGAAAACAGUAUAGUUCGAAUACAAAAAUGGCCAAAUUUUCCCUCAGGAACGAACUUGGACGCUACAUUGUUGCAAUAGCAUGGAUGGCAGUUAACAUAUAUUUAUUCGUCAGUGCCUACAUAUCUCUUCAGACAUCCCCAACGAACUUCUACCUCAGAGUAAUUGUCAAGGAAGGAUUAGCUUUUGCCCGUGCUUCGGCUGCAGUGUUGAACUUCAACUGUAUGCUUAUUCUUUUGACUAUGUGCCGUAACCUCCUGUCAUUCAUUCGAGGCCUCAGGUGUGGUACCAGUGUCCUUCGCCUUCUUGACAAGCAUAUGACGUUUCAUAAGUACAUUGCGUACAUGAUAUGCUUCCAGACAGCCAUUCACAUAGUAGCACACGUUUUUAAUGUGGAAUUUUUCAUUGACUCACAUGCGAGUAAGGACGAGCUAGUUCAAAGAUUGAACAGCUUUGAGGACCAGGGGAGUGAAAGUUAUCUAAACCCCAUACGGGAUGCGAACGCUGUUCCAGUAGUGGAGCUGUGGAAAUUAGCGGCUGGUAUUACUGGAGCUGUCAUAACCCUUUGCCUCAUUUUGAUGCUUUCUUCUGCCACGGAACUAAUCAGGCGGUCGUAUUUUGAAGUGUUUUGGUAUAACCAUCAUCUGUUUGUGAUCUUCUACAUUGGACUGGUUGUUCAUGGAAUACAGGGUGUGGUACGAUUUCAGCAGAACAUUGAUGAACAUGACCCUGAAAUCUGCCACAAAAAUUUGACCAUGUGGGGCAAGGAGGGAGAUUGCAAAGCACUUCCCAAAUUUGUUCCUUUUGGAAUGAAUACCUGGAAGUGGGUUGCUGGACCAAUGUUCCUGUACCUCGUUGAACGUGGAAUCAGAUUUUAUCGCUCAUUCCAGACAGUUAAAAUUAUGAAAGUAGUUAACCAUCCAUCUAGAGUUAUCGAGAUCCAGAUGAAGAAAGCUGGCUUCCAUCAUGAUGCUGGACAGUACAUUUUUCUGAAGUGUCCCAAACUCUCUCAUUUGGAGUGGCAUCCUUUCACUUUGACAUCGGCCCCUGAGGAUGAUUUCUUCUCUGUACAUAUUCGAAUCGCUGGGGACUGGACAGGUGGACUGGCAAAACUUUGUAGCGGUGACGGAAAAGAAACAAGAAGCCUGGCUGAUAUGCCGAGACUUGCAGUAGAUGGGCCCUUUGGAACAGCUACUACGGACGUUUUUAAGUAUCCCGUGAUUAUGUGUAUUGGAGCUGGUAUUGGGGUAACACCCUUUGCGUCUCUCCUGAAGUCCAUCUGGUAUCAGUAUUAUCAGGACAACGUUAACCCAGUGGUUAAAAAAGUGUACUUCUUUUGGAUUUGUCCCGACACGAACGCGUUCGAAUGGUUUACAGAUCUUUUGCAGUAUCUUGAAGAAAGAAUGGUGGAAACUGGAAAUGGAGAAUUCUUGGAAUAUAACAUUUACCUCACCAGAGGUUGGGGUCCAAAUAUGGCCCGCACCAUUGUUCUACACGAAGAUGAGGAGACGGACAUAAUCACCGGAUGUAAACAAAAGACUCGCUAUGGUCGACCAGAAUGGAACGGAAUCUUUGGCGGAAUUGCUCGAGCUCAUCCAAGAACAAACAUUGGAGUAUUCUUUUGUGGUCCAGCUGUCCUUUCACAUCAGCUUCACCAAACAGCCAAUGCACAUAGCAAUGUUGUUGAAGGAACAAAGUUUUACUACAACAAAGAAAAUUUCUGAAGCUUUGGACGCGAUUACUUUAAGCAAUUUUCGAAGAAAGCAACAUUUUUCACCUUUGUUUUAUCAUAGAAUAAUCUAAUACUUGUUGAUUGCAGUUUUUUGUUGCUGUACAAAAUUAAUAGAAUUUAAACAUUUAAAGAAUCCACAAUACACAAGGUAAUAAAAGCUACUUUUCAACUUCAGUUUCUUAGAUCGCAUAAAAACAUUGAGUGGACGUAGUUUGUUACUUCGUAUUUGACGUUUGCAUGACUGAAUGAAUCAUCGUGUUGAUGUAUUCCUCUAGCCAUAAAAAUUCAAGGCUUUGUUAGAUAAUUUGCUUCAGUAGUUCUUUUAAUCAUAUUUAUUAAAAGUAAAAUUGAAGUAUUUAGUUAACGUGAUAUUGUAAUUUUAUUUCCUAGGAAUGUAAAAUAAAUUUAAAUACACCCCAUGAAACUUUAUUUUUCUAUUUAUUUGCGUUCUUUUAGAAAGAAAUCGUCGGACCUUAAAAUUGUUUGUAAUAUCUAGUGAGUUAAUUUUUUGUAACGUUACUUACAUUGUUCGUAAUGUUGUAGACCUAGGUGCAUUCAAUAAAGAAUUCCCUUUCAUAUUUUUUUAAAUAAAGUUCUUGCACUAUAA
Molecule: messenger RNA, 2580 nt
Organism: Stylophora pistillata
Lineage: Eukaryota; Metazoa; Cnidaria; Anthozoa; Scleractinia; Pocilloporidae
Product: NADPH oxidase 2
Biological process (GO): defense response; superoxide anion generation
Cellular component (GO): NADPH oxidase complex; plasma membrane
Molecular function (GO): superoxide-generating NAD(P)H oxidase activity
Source: RefSeq, a predicted model, not a curated record